This is a messenger RNA of Carya illinoinensis, 1516 nucleotides long. RefSeq names its product protein BCCIP homolog. Gene Ontology annotation, cellular component: nucleus. Bases 220 to 1206 code for a protein of 328 amino acids. The record is from RefSeq and is a predicted model, not a curated record. NCBI's taxonomy places the organism in Eukaryota, Viridiplantae, Streptophyta, Magnoliopsida, Fagales, Juglandaceae. The transcript has 8 exons.
AGGGGAUUUUGUGGGGCGGCGGCCUGGGGGCUGGGCUCGUCCUUGGUCUGGAUACACAUUGUUAUAAAUAAGUGAUAUGAAUGUUUUCUGAGAACGGCUGAACUUUCUCAAUAUUUUCAGAUCGUUGCCAAAUCCUGCUUCGGGCAUCAAUCUUAAACUCAAACUUCGGUGAAUCGGAUUUUGAUUUCUCCUCAGUUUUAAUUUACACAGAUUAACAAGAUGCCCCGAAGGCCGACAAGGCAUCGUCGCUCAUUGAAUCCUCAGCCUCUGACCUUCUCCUCUUUUUCACGUUCGGUUGCUCAAGUAGCUUCAUCUUUCAAGGCCAAGCAUCGAAUGCAACACUCCAAACAACACAGAGAAUCUGCCCCAAAAUCUGCAGUUAAUGGGUUUUCGAAUAAUACUUUGGAAGCGAAGGGAGAACAGUCCGUGUCUUCUGAUGAAGAAGAGUUUGAAGGCGUGGUUCAAGCAGAUUUUGCAUUCUUCGAUCCCAAAGCCAACGACUUUCAUGGAGUGAAGACCUUGCUGCAAACCUACCUUGAUGAUAAGCAGUGGGAUUUGAGUGGUUUUGUUGACUUGGUAUUAGGGCAGACCACUGUGGGGACUGUAGUUAAAAUUGAGGAUGACGAAGAUGAAGGAGUUUUUUCUCUCGUGACUGCACUAAACAUGCAAAGAUACAAGGACCAUAAAUGUAUCCUGGAACUCAAGGAGUUCCUCCUUAAAGCAUGCCAAGAGAAGGAUGUACAAGAUAACUUGAUAUCACUCUUGGGAGAGCAAGCACAGUAUGUGGGUCUCCUGGUCUCUCAGCGCGUGGUGAAUCUUCCUCCCCAGCUAUUGCCACCUCUUUAUGAUGCCCUCUUUGAUGAAGUCUCGUGGGCUACAGAAGAUGAGCCCACGGAAGAGCUCAAGAAUUCCUUCCGCUUUAAGUUUUAUAUUCUUGUCAGUAAAAUUUACAAGCAACAGAACAAGAAUGCAAAUAAGAAAAAGAAGCUGAGCAGUGACAGUGAUGAGGCAAUAAUAUAUACAAAGCCAGAAGAUGAGAUUUUUCAUAGGCUUAGCUUGUGGUCCUUCUGCUUUCCUUUGCAGACUCAGCAGCCUGCAACUCUUGAGCUCAGAAAUUAUCGAUUUAUGGGACUAGUCAUGGCUAUUGAAGCUGACAAAAUUUCUACAUUUCGCCAAGAGUUGAAAUCUUUAAUAAAUGAAUCUUGAGGCCAGCAAAAUAUGUACAAUAUUUCUUCUAGUUUAAAAGCUUUCAUUUACCUCUUCCCAUUAUUUCUGCAAAUCUCUCAAUUAUAUACCAGAUGUCUGAGGUGUCAACUGUUUUUUUCCUUUUCAAGUUUUUGUUUCCAUCUUUCUUGUAGCAUGGGGAUUUUGUUCCAGGAUUUUCGCCCAAUUUUGUAGUCACGGCAAGUAGACCUGAUUUACAACACAUUGUAAGAACUAAGAAUUCCUUUUUUUUUCCUCAACUGAGAAUUCUUUUCUUGUACGGGGAAAGAUCCCCUUGGCUUUUGAACUUCAA